AUGGCACCAAUCCAACCUGAUGAGAGAGCAGUAUACAUGGCACUCCGACAUGUACUUGUUGCUGGCGAUUCUCAGCUGAGAGCGUUAAAGAGAAUCAAAGAAAAGAUUCGGUUGCAGAAUUCCGCCGCGCUUACAGCACUGGUCCAGGAGCACAACCUCGAAAAUGUCGCGAAUGUUGCAAAGCGUCUCUUGGAGGACAAGAUCUUUCAGUCCACGUCGAAGGCUAAGCUGCGAUUUCCCGAACUGUUCGAAGCGUCCGUUACCCAAAGCGCUGGUCGUGCCGAUCCCGGGCAGGAAGUCAUUGGAGCGGAGGAUGAUAGCCACAAACGAGCAGCAGAAGAUCACCAACGAACGCAGACAUCCGCUUGUUCGCUGAUGGACUGUUCUGGUACGGAUACAAUAACAUCCUCUCACAAAAUGUCGCACGCAGAAAUUACUGCUUGUCUGCCGUCACUAUAUCCUGUGUACUUGGCAAUGAGGACUCAGCAUUUGUUAAUGAAUGAGCUUCAAACCAUUCUGGAGAAAGCGUCUUACGAGUUUGGACUUGUCAACAUGCCAAAUCUCUUACAAGAGCGAGGGUGGACCUGUGCAGAAUGUGUUGAGCUCAAUGAGUGGCUGAAGAUCAUGGCCAGUUUUGAGGGAAAGAUGUCAGAGGAGGCCAUCAGAACUAACGACAAGCCAUUAUCUGGUCUUCUCACAGACAUGGCGCAAAUCCGACAUAUCGCUGUACACAGAGUGCCAGUGACUGCGGACCAGAUCGAAGUUUUCCUGGCUGAUGCUGAAUCGCUCGCAAGAGUGCUUGACAAUGACAUUCGCGGCGAGAUGAUCGCGCAGUUACGUCGAGAGACAAAAUUCGCCGUGGAUGAGAUUAAACGAAACAAGGACGUGCUACAGUCUCGAAGCGUGGAGACAAUGGGGCGGAUCCGGCGUCAGCAAGCAGAGCUGGAGUGCGAGCUUCGGAGAGCGAUCGAAAAGAUGCUGCGGGAAGACAAGGAAUUUCAGCUCGUUAAGGGGGAAGCUCUCGAGCAGGAGAUCCGUUUUGCGGCAAGUGCCAAACCAUCUGUGGGUUCUGAGCCGGUCGAAGAGGCUACAGAAUCAUGGCGAUGGUGGUAA
Messenger RNA from Cercospora beticola, 1113 nucleotides. RefSeq lists its product as uncharacterized. Lineage: Eukaryota; Fungi; Ascomycota; Dothideomycetes; Mycosphaerellales; Mycosphaerellaceae. The record is from RefSeq and is a predicted model, not a curated record.